GAACAAAAUUCUUGUUGGUUUGGUUGUUGUGUUGAUGAUUGCUGUUGCUUCAGUUAGCGCAUUGCGUCCUCUCAAGUUUGCUCCGGUUGCUCCUGCCAGAGCAUUGCCAGCUAAUGUAUUGGCUUUUAUUGAAGGCUUUGCUUUGGGUGUUGAAGCUGAUAUUGGUAAUGUUACCCUCUGUACUCAAGAUGCUAAUAUUGCUUUGGGUGAUUUUGAAAAUGCCUUCUACUCAUUGGAAAAUGGUAUGAAGAGAUUGUCACCAAAGUUGAUUGAAACUGGUUUGAAGGAAUUCGGUGCUGGUGUUCAAGAAGUUGCUAUUGCUUUGAAGGCAUGUAAUGUUAAUGAAAUUGUUGCUAGAAUUGAAGAAAUUGCCAAGGAACUCCAAUCAGGUCCUGGAGGAAUUGUUAAGGUUAUUGUCCAUGAAAUUGUCAACAUUUUCCAUAAUGGUCGUGAUAUUGCUAGUGAAUUCAAGAAGGCUAUUUCUUUCUGGAAGCUCCAAAAGUGGGAAUUGUGCGGUGUUCAAGUUGGUAAGAUUGUUGGUAUUUUGUUGGAAUAAAUUGAACUCAGUUCAGUAAAUAUUUUUUAAA
This is a messenger RNA of Naegleria gruberi, 587 nucleotides long. RefSeq lists its product as uncharacterized. The transcript has 2 exons. The record is from RefSeq and is a predicted model, not a curated record. NCBI's taxonomy places the organism in Eukaryota, Heterolobosea, Eutetramitea, Acrasida, Naegleriidae. The coding region runs from base 35 to 556 and encodes 173 amino acids.